AUAUUUGAUUUUGUGAAAGCCAGUCCGGAAGCGAUUCCUACUCCUCUUCUUAUUCUUCGGCUUUCGCUUCCUCCGUGGUUCUAUAAAUCCCCAUUCUCUUCCAUCCUUCCAUGCAUUUUCUCUUUCUCUCAACUUUCACGUCCAUUCUUUCAAUCAAAAUCAACAGAUUGAUUUCUCAAUGGCUUCCACUCGUGGAGGCUCCAUCUCCCUCAAUUCCGACGACUUCACCCCUGAAGACCACAAAGUCGCUGAUAUCCUCAAAGAAUUACCUCUUCUCAUUCAAAAAUCCGAAUUCUCUCUUGGAUUACCCCCUUCCUGGCCUAUCCGACGCAAGAGAUCCGCCGUCGUUUCCCCGCUGGGCUGUUCAACAGUCGUCGCUCAACCGCCGCCUCCUCCAUCGUCAUCCGAGGAAGAUAAGGAAACUAGCCCUACUACUCCACUUUCACUCGACUCAUUGACCUUGUCAAGGAGUGAGUCCGAUGAGAAUAUUGCCAACGUCAAGGUUUCCAAGAGGAAAGCCCCACUCGCUAAGAAAUUUAAAUGUGCGGAAUCCGUUGAUAAAUUGACCCACCAGAAUCAAGCUCUGGGAGAGAACUUUGAAGCUAAGAAGCAACGUUUUGCUCAUCCGAAAACUAUCAAUUCUGAGUUGAAGGCCAAGAAGCAAGAGGCUUCCAUGAUUCUUGGUGGUUCCACUAACCGAUCAGAAAUUCCCGAAAAUGGGACCUCAACUUCGGGUACGAAAUCCUCAGACUUAAAUAUGGAGAACAAUCUCCAUGAAUGUGAACCGUCGACGAAGAACCAGACAGCUCCAAUGGCAGAACAGAGUAACGAUAACCAGAACCACCAAAUUCCAAUUGAUGAAAUUCCUUUACUGGACCUUAUGGGGAUUCCUGAUUUGAACUUAACUGUAGAACAAAAUUGUCGGGUAAAUUACAAAAAACAGUUGGCUGCCAAAGCAAGACAGAACAGGGCUCGAAUCUGUAAGAAUAAGAGGAACAAGAAGAACAAGAGGAACAAGAGGAAUAAGAGGAACAACGGCAAUGGCCCUGCAAAUUAACAAUCCCAAUUCCACAAUUUUUCCAUUUUUUAGAUUCAAUCAAUCAAUUGUAUGGGAGAACUGUUUUGAAUCUUGGGGUAGUUUUGUUUCCCUUGAUUAAUUGAGUUACUCGAACUGUGAAGGUAGAUAGAAUCUGGAUAGAUAUAUAUAUAUGUGUAUAUAUAUUAGUUUCUUUC
Molecule: messenger RNA, 1233 nt
Organism: Cucumis sativus (cucumber)
Lineage: Eukaryota; Viridiplantae; Streptophyta; Magnoliopsida; Cucurbitales; Cucurbitaceae
Exons: 3
Coding region: 179-1057 (292 amino acids)
Source: RefSeq, a predicted model, not a curated record